Molecule: messenger RNA, 1724 nt
Organism: Suncus etruscus (white-toothed pygmy shrew)
Lineage: Eukaryota; Metazoa; Chordata; Mammalia; Eulipotyphla; Soricidae
Gene: IDH3A
Product: isocitrate dehydrogenase (NAD(+)) 3 catalytic subunit alpha
Exons: 11
Coding region: 48-1148 (366 amino acids)
Biological process (GO): isocitrate metabolic process; tricarboxylic acid cycle
Cellular component (GO): mitochondrion
Molecular function (GO): NAD binding; isocitrate dehydrogenase (NAD+) activity; magnesium ion binding
Source: RefSeq, a predicted model, not a curated record
CGCCUGCGCAGUGCAGUUGCCCCCGGUGCCGCGGUCGCAGGGACGCGAUGGCCGGGCCCGCGUGGAUCUCCAAGGUCUCUCGCUUGCUGGGGGCGUUCGGCAGCCAAACACAGGUGACCAGAGGUUUUGCUGGUGGUGGUCAGACGGUGACUCUGAUCCCAGGAGAUGGAAUCGGCCCUGAAAUUUCAGCUGCCGUUAUGAAGAUUUUUGAUGCUGCCAAAGCGCCCAUCCAGUGGGAGGAGCGGAAUGUCACGGCCAUCCAGGGCCCCGGCGGCAAGUGGAUGAUCCCUCCUGAAGCCAAGGAGUCGAUGGACAAAAACAAGAUGGGCCUGAAAGGACCUCUGAAGACCCCCAUAGCAGCUGGUCACCCCUCAAUGAACUUACUGCUGAGGAAGACGUUUGACCUUUACGCCAACGUCCGACCCUGCGUCUCCAUCGAAGGCUAUAAGACACCGUACACCGACGUCAACAUCGUGACCAUCCGGGAGAACACGGAGGGCGAGUACAGCGGCAUCGAGCAUGUGAUCGUGGAUGGGGUCGUGCAGAGCAUCAAGCUCAUCACCGAGGAGGCCAGCAAGCGCAUUGCCGAGUUUGCCUUCGAGUACGCACGCAACAACCACCGGAGCAACGUCACCGCUGUGCACAAGGCCAACAUCAUGCGAAUGUCCGAUGGGCUUUUUCUGCAGAAAUGCAGGGAAGUUGCAGAAAACUGUAAAGACAUCAAGUUUAACGAGAUGUACCUAGACACAGUGUGCCUGAAUAUGGUGCAGGACCCAUCCCAGUUCGAUGUGCUGGUGAUGCCAAACCUCUAUGGAGACAUUCUCAGUGACCUGUGUGCGGGGCUAAUCGGCGGGCUGGGAGUGACACCCAGCGGGAACAUUGGCGCCAAUGGCGUGGCCAUCUUCGAGUCGGUCCACGGCACAGCCCCCGACAUUGCAGGCAAGGACAUGGCCAAUCCCACGGCCCUCCUGCUCAGCGCUGUGAUGAUGCUGCGUCACAUGGGCCUGUUCGACCAUGCUGCCAAGAUUGAGACUGCCUGCUUUGCUACCAUCAAGGAUGGGAAGAGCUUAACAAAAGAUUUGGGAGGGAAUGCCAAGUGCUCAGACUUCACCGAGGAAAUCUGCCGCCGCGUGAGAGACCUGGACUGAGGCACCUGCACAGUCCCCAAACCUCACUCCCAGGCGCCACACUCCUGCUCUUUGUGCAUCUGGUUUGCUUCUCGACAGAACCCCUGGUCAGAUCUGGCCUGUCCUAACAAAAGCUCUGCGGAGGGCACAGGGACACCCCCGCCUGCUUUCAAAGGACUUUUUCCAAGUGCUUGUUUUAUUUAUUUAUCUAUCUGGUAUACAUUUUUUGGGUAAACUCCAAGUGGACUGUAUCAUUUGCCAUUCUUAACCAUUGUACACUUCAGUUAAAGCACUUUUUUUUUCCUCAGCUGUAAAUAUGAUACAGAAUUAAUAAGAGCAAAAAUUUAACUUUUUAAAAAACGUAUUUUCCUUGGUUUAUGAAAAAAAAUGUAAUAAUUACAAGAGAAUAUUGACAUAAUAGCACAAGACAGAAUCAUUAAACAGGCACAGGAAGUUCCUGGGAAAGUGGGAAUCACUGGGAAAGCGGUGAUUGUGGCACUUUUCUUAGUGAGAUAUGAAAACCUUGACAUGAAUUAUGUUCUUUACCUGAAAUCUUGAGUGUGAAUAAAGACUUCCAAUCCGAGAGUACAAACAGAA